GAAAAAUCACGAGCGACCCACCGGGCAAAUGCCCUGGUCUCAGCCCGCUCAGAACACCGGCGCUACAACACCGCCUGGGAACAAACUGCUCUUCAGCUCUUGUUUUGCUCUGGAUGCACUUCCGGGUUUCACCGGAUGUUCCUAAGGAAUAUUGCAGCGCCCGUUGGGUACACUAUCGGACUGUGGAAAAUGUGUGCCUUCUGUGACUGUAAGGUGCAGGUGUACACGUCCGUGGGAAAUCUUGUUGCUGUGCCUUACCCGUGGACCAUGAUGGAGCAAAGGAGAGCCUUAACUAUUCCAUUUACAGUGGGCAAGGAUAACCUGAUGGAAAAUCCACUCAGAAUUCCCAUGACAUGUCUUUCAUCAGAGUAUGGAAAAUUAGAAAGACAGGUUUCCUGGACUGCGUUUGCAGAUUGCAAAUUCAGAAAUCGCAAGUCACCGCAUAAAAACGGAUCCACGAAGUUUGAUCACAGCCAUGCAGCUAUGAUCGCACUGGACAUGGACAGGAGGAAGCCUCUUCUGAUCCUGACAGAUGUCCUGAAGACAAAAUUCGGCAUGGAGUAUAUGGAAAGGACAAAAAAGACUCAUAGUGCGAAGAACAGAGGACAAACGCCAAGCAGGCAGAGGGAGAGCGGUCAGUGUAGAGAGGAAACACCGACCUACAGAGACACUAGAUCCAGUCAGAGGGAAGCCAGGAAUAACAGGAGCAAGAGUGUGACACCCAAGCGCAACCAGAGGACUGUCACUCCAACCUCCCAAAGGUUGAGCCUUAGAAGAAGACCACAAAAUGUUGACAACCAAGAGGACAAAGAAGAAAGCAAACAUAUCGAGGAGGUGAUAAUAGGCAAGGACAACACAGAAGAUGACAGAUUUGCUGAAGUUGUAGACUGUGGGUUGUCUUUGAGCUGGGAGCCUGCUGAGGAUAUAGUGUCCUGUGACAUCAAAGACAGGUGGACUGAUUCAGAAAAAGAUGCACAGCCUAGUCUGAAGAGGAAAAGAAGGGAUUCGGCGUCCCAAUGCAAUGGAACGGAGAGCCCCAAACGCAACCGCGAGAGCGUUCUUCAGCUCACAGAAGAAGAUGGAAGAGAUGGAGGAGCAUUCUCUGCACCCAUUUGUCACGAGGACAGUAGAGAGGAUGGUGAUUUGGAGAGCUUGGAGCAUUGCAUAGUGCAGUUCACAGUGGGUGAAGACAAUGGAACAGAAGUUCUUGUCCCAGUCAUCAACCCUGAUUUGGAACGCGAAGAUUUUACUGGCAGCCCAAGACAAAGCCUAUCAUCCACACAGGACAACGGGAAUCAGAUCAGUCCCUCUGAGCCCAUUGUGCUGUCCAGUGACGAUGAGGAGGGUGGAGACGUUUCUCAGGGCUGCAGCCAAGUCCGCACACUGGUCGCUGUGGAAGACGCAGUAAUAAAGGGUCAGUCGUCACAGGAAGCUGAGGCCAAACAGCAACACACUGCUGACAUGCAGGUGUUUGUUGUGCACAACACUACUCUUCCAGUGACUUCAGCUCCCAGUUUAAAUAUAGACUAUUCCUGCAUGGAGUUGCCCUUCUGUGGUCUGCACUGUGGAGUUUAUCAUGGAAAAGCAAAUGGACCCAUCGCGAUAGAGGAGAAAGAAAUCAUCAUCCCACUCAAAGACACCAGUGAGGAGCUGGAGGUGAAGUUGACCUUUGAGCGUUUGGAGCUGAGGAGGUACAGUGUUUGGGAGCGACAGGAACUGGAAGAACGACAGCUGCACUUUAAGGGUGAUGAUGAGCCCACACCUGCUGCUGUGCUGCUAUUUUGUGUGUCAGAAACUGCUGCCGCUUCGGUACAGCAGGACCUCUGCCUGCUGUCGGCCAAAAAAGAUGGAGCUGUGAACACUGGGAAAGCCAGCCCUUUCAUCCUGCUGACUCUGAGAGAACCUCUGGAGGGAAUGGAGGGAGCUUUUUUGCGCUCUCUCCUGGACAUUGUCUGUCUCAAGACUCUGGCAAAUGAACAAACCAAUUUAAGGCACAGUACAGACAGAUUUAGUGAGUUGGGAGACGUUCUGUCUCCUGUUCUUUCUCUGGAUGAUAGCAUAGAGCUGAUUAGAAGAACUGGACUAGACUCUUUCCUGCUCUCCAUGCUGGGUGUGACAAACACGGACACAGAACCUGAAGAAGACAAAAAGCCCACAGCACAAAAGACAGACUCAGUUUUAGAGACAGAGAUUGCACCAGAGCCAGACACAGAAGCACCUUUGCUCAAACCAAAGCCUGAUCAGGAAGAACAAAGGGUUGAAUGUCCCUCUGAUAAGGAGAAAGAGGAACCGACUCCUGUGUAUACAAUGUGCCAUCGUAGAACCAGAGGAUCCUACUCUGUGUCACUGUGUAAACCAGGCUCCAGCUGGACUAAAUAUAAACAUCAGGGUCUGGCUCACAGGUUGAUCCAGUUUCCUCCUCCGCCAAUGAAAGGAGGAAUCACUGUUACAAUGGAGGACCUGCAGUGCCUUGACAGUGGGAAAUACCUUAACGAUGUUAUCAUUGAUUUUUACCUCAAAUACCUCCUCCAGAACGCAUCUGCUUCAGUGGUCGAGCGCUCCCACAUUUUCAGCAGCUUCUUCUACAAGCAGCUGACGCGGCGGGACAAUGCCAGUGAAGGUGGCAACAGCGACUCCUGUCAGAGACAGAGGCGGCACCAACGCGUGAAGACAUGGACACGACACGUCGACAUCUUCAAAAAGGACUUCUUGUUUGUACCUGUCAAUCAGGAAGCUCACUGGUAUUUAGUUGUCAUUUGCUUUCCCGGACUGGGUGAGCCUAAAAUCGAGGGCUGGACAGGAAAGAGCAGCGACGUGACGGAGGAGUCUGAGAGUCAAGAUGAUGCGCAAGGAAGUAAAAGCUUUAAUGAUGAUGUGGAGAAAUCACAUAUGCGCAGUGACAAUAUAGACACAGACACAGAAAAUACCCAGGAAGAAUUCGCCAAAGAUUCACCACCUAAUCCAGUAAGUUGUACAGAGCUGACGUGGCAAAAGAAGACAGUUUGCAAAAGGCCGUGUAUUCUUAUCAUGGAUUCCCUUAAACUUUCUCUUCAUGAACGAGUCUUCAAACUGUUGCGGGAAUACUUGCAGUCAGAAUGGGAGGUGCGUCGUGGGUCACCGAGGGACUUUGGUCCUGAUCAGAUGAAAAGCUCACACUGCCACGUCCCCCUUCAGGAUAACAGCAGCGACUGUGGCCUCUACCUGCUACAAUACGUUGAGUGCUUUUUGAAGGACCCCGUGGUGCACUUUGACCUCCCACUACACCUAGAACAAUGGUUUUCACGGCAGCAGGUGCGAAGGAAGCGAGAUGAAAUCCGAGAUCUUGUACUUAACCUUUACCGACAUCAGAACCUGGAUAAUAGACUAGGAAAGCAGCUGAGCGGUUGAGCACAUCACAUUCCUGUAGCCAUUAAAAAUCACUGCUCAUACUGAGCAACGGUCA
Molecule: messenger RNA, 3442 nt
Organism: Pundamilia nyererei
Lineage: Eukaryota; Metazoa; Chordata; Actinopteri; Cichliformes; Cichlidae
Product: SUMO specific peptidase 7
Exons: 23
Coding region: 136-3387 (1083 amino acids)
Biological process (GO): protein desumoylation; proteolysis
Cellular component (GO): cytoplasm; nucleus
Molecular function (GO): SUMO-specific endopeptidase activity
Source: RefSeq, a predicted model, not a curated record